This is a messenger RNA of Parnassius apollo (apollo), 921 nucleotides long. The record is from the annotation of a GenBank genome assembly. Lineage: Eukaryota; Metazoa; Arthropoda; Insecta; Lepidoptera; Papilionidae.
AUGAACUUUAAAAUAUAUGAACAAAUAAGGGAGUACAAUUUGCUCAAGGACAGGUUUGUUGAUACCGAAAUAGAAUUGCGUAAAUUACGAGAUACUUUGAAAGUAGUGCAGAAGAAGGCAAGCAAAGUCGAUGAAUUAGAAGCGCAGAUAAAAACAUUGGAGCAAAAAAAUGAGCAAUUAAAGAAUUGUCUGAACAAAAAUCAGCCUACAAAAGAAAGAAAUGGGACAGUUAAGGAAAUCAGAAAGGAGACUUUAUCCUUUGCAAAGGUACUCACACAAAACGAAAAGCAGGUACUAAGCAAAAAUCAGCCAGUAAACAAAGAUAAUAACAAAGAUAAGCGUGUAGUGGCAAGCGUGGCCAUGAAACCGACAUGUGAUAUAGAAACCGCUGCGGAGAGUUUUGAUAAAGAACAACUAUCGACAGAUAAUACAGAAAAUAAGAUGGAAACUAGCAAAAAGAAAGGAUCAUGGAUAACUGUACAGAAAAAGAAAUAUCCUGAGAGGCAAGUCUUAAGAGGAGGAAAUACUGGUACAGGAAAUAUUCAAGUGGAAAAAGAAUUGGAGGUGCGCGCGGCUGAGCCAAUCGUGCCGCCCGACCCACAUCAUCCUCCGCUCGCCAUUGUGGUGCAGCGGGGGCGUGCGCGGUACGGCGUACAGCCCGCGCCGGUGCCACUGCUAGCUGAGUCUGAGGGGAACAAUCAGACGCAUACUGGAUGGAACUUCUAUAAAAGAAGACUAGGAUCCGAAGAAUCAAUAUUAGGUCAACCGAAGCGUGUUGAAGACCUGCCUAAAGCUGAACCCAUCCUACCAGGACACACGUUAUUAAGACCAUCUCUCGGAAUGCUAAAAUCCGCAGUGCAAUUUCCACACAAUGAUGUCUAUUUAGUUUAUGGUAACUUAAAUAACUUGGGAAACACGUAA